GCGCGUGUCGUCCACGAGUCCAAGACCGUCAAGAAGGACCACAAGGAGCAGACUCGCCGUCUGUACGCCAACAUUCGGGAAUGUGUAGAGGAAUAUGAUCACCUCUUCGUCUUCUCGGUAGACAACAUGCGAAACACCUACCUGAAGGACGUGCGCGCCGAAUUUGGUGAUAGUCGUCUCUUCUUCGGUAAGACCAAGGUCAUGGCUGUUGCUCUUGGUACCGCCCCCGAGAAUGAAGCCGCCGACAAUCUUCACAAGCUCUGCCCCUACCUGACCGGUGCGGUUGGCCUGCUCUUCACCUCCCGUCCUGUCGAUUCCGUCAUUCAAUAUUUCGACAACUUCCACCCCUCAGACUUUGCCCGUGCUGGCACCGUGGCUACUCGCUCUUUCACUCUUCCUAAUGGCCUUGUCACUGCCCGUGGUGGUGAGAUCCCAGCCGAUCAAGAUGAGCCUGUCAGCCACACUAUCGAGCCCGCUCUUCGGAAACUGGGCAUUCCUACUCGCUUGGUCAAGGGCAAGGUCAUGCUCGAGCUGACCGAGGGCCAAGAGGGUUACCCCAUCUGCCGCAAGGGCGAGACACUCGACUCCCGCCAGACGACUAUCCUGAAGAUGUUCGGAAUUACUUCCUCCGAGUUCAAGGUAGACCUCAAGGCCAUGUGGACACGUGAGACUGGAGAAAUCAAAAUUCUGGAGGAGGGCGACAUGGAAACCGAUGCUUAG
Molecule: messenger RNA, 720 nt
Organism: Penicillium diatomitis
Lineage: Eukaryota; Fungi; Ascomycota; Eurotiomycetes; Eurotiales; Aspergillaceae
Product: ribosome assembly factor MRT4
Exons: 2
Biological process (GO): ribosomal large subunit biogenesis; ribosomal large subunit assembly; rRNA processing
Cellular component (GO): nucleolus; preribosome, large subunit precursor
Molecular function (GO): RNA binding
Source: RefSeq, a predicted model, not a curated record